Messenger RNA from Dromaius novaehollandiae (emu), 4968 nucleotides. It is a transcript of the gene ZNF628, whose product is annotated as zinc finger protein 628. Gene Ontology annotation, biological process: regulation of transcription by RNA polymerase II. The transcript is spliced from 2 exons. Gene Ontology annotation, molecular function: DNA-binding transcription factor activity, RNA polymerase II-specific; RNA polymerase II cis-regulatory region sequence-specific DNA binding. The record is from RefSeq and is a predicted model, not a curated record. NCBI's taxonomy places the organism in Eukaryota, Metazoa, Chordata, Aves, Casuariiformes, Dromaiidae. Bases 133 to 3501 code for a protein of 1122 amino acids.
GUGCGCGCCGCCGGGGGUGGGUGUCUGCCGGCGGGGGCCGCCGGGAGGCCGCAGCGGCCCCUCCCCCGCCGCGGGAAGGCCCGGGGCGCCGGCGGCCGCGGGGGGCCCGUCCCCGCCCAGGGGCCCGGCGCCAUGGUGGGAGCCCAGCAGCUGGAGCUGGCCGAGAUGCGGCCCGGCCCGGCGGCGGCGGCGAGCGGCGGCGAGCACCAGUACGAGUGCCUGGAGUGCGGCAAGGUCUUCAAGUGGUCGUCGCGCCUCAUCCACCACCAGCGCACGCACACGGGCGAGCGGCCCUACAAGUGCUCCGAGUGCCCCAAGGCCUUCAAGGGCUCCUCGGCGCUGCUCUACCACCAGCGCAGCCACACGGGCGAGCGGCCCUACAAGUGCUCCGAGUGCGGCAAGGCCUUCAAGCGCUCCUCGCUGCUGCAGAUCCACCAGAGCGUCCACACGGGGCUGCGGGCCUUCAAGUGCGCGCUCUGCGGCAUGGCCUUCAAGUGGUCCUCGCACUACCAGUACCACGUGCGGCAGCACACGGGCGAGCGGCCCUACAAGUGCACGGCCUGCGACAAGGCCUUCAAGAACUCCUCCAGCCUCCGCCGCCACCGCCACAUCCACACGGGCGAGCGGCCCUACGUCUGCACGGCCUGCGGCAAGGCCUUCACCCAGUCCACCAACCUGCGGCAGCACCAGCGCAUCCACACCGGCGAGCGGCCCUACGCCUGCGCCCAGUGCGGCAAGACCUUCACCCACUCCUCCAACCUGCUCCUCCACCAGCGCACCCACGCCGGCUCCCGGGCGCACAAGUGCCCGGCUUGCGCCAAGGCCUUCGUCUCGGACGCCUACCUGCAGAAACACCUGCAGACCCACGCCGCCCGCCCGCCCGGCAGCCCCCUGGCCCCGCCGCCGCUCUUCCUGGCGCCCGCCGAGGCCGUGGAGACGGUGGAGAUGCUCUGGAAGUGCGGCGACUGCGAGCUGACCUUCAAGAGCGAGGAGCUGCUGCUCGGCCACCAGCGGAGCCAUUUGGAGGUAGGGACGCCCGGCCCGGGCCCCGGCGGCGGCGAGGCGCCCACUGCCGCGCACAGCUGCCCCACGUGUGGCAAAGCCUUCAAGAACGGCUCCGGGCUGGCGCGGCACCAGCACAGCCACGCGGGCGAGCGGCCCUUCAAGUGCUCCGUCUGCGAGAAGACCUUCGUGCAGCUGGCCAGCUUGCUGGGCCACCAGCGCAGCCAUCCUGCCGAGCAGCAGCUCAUCCAGGCCGAGGCCGAGGUGACGUGUCCCCAAACGGCGCCCGAGCCGGCCCCGGCCCCGGCCCCGGCCGAGCGCCCCUACCAGUGCACCGAGUGCGGCAAGGCCUUCAAGGGCUCCUCGGGGCUGCGCUACCACAUGCGGGACCACACGGGCGAGCGGCCCUACAAGUGCUCCGAGUGCGGCAAGGCCUUCAAGCGCUCCUCGCUGCUCUCCAUCCACCAGCGGGUGCACACGGGGCUGCGGGCCUUCAAGUGCGCCGAGUGCGGCCUCACCUUCAAGUGGUCCUCGCACUACCAGUACCACCUGCGGCUGCACACGGGCGAGCGGCCCUACGCCUGCCCCGACUGCCCCAAGGCCUUCAAGAACACCUCCUGCCUGCGGCGGCACCGGCAGCUGCACACGGGCGAGCGGCCCUACGCCUGCCUGGUGUGCGGCAAGGCCUUCACCCAGACCUCCAACCUGCGGCAGCACCAGCGCACCCACACCGGCGAGCGGCCCUACGCCUGCGCCCAGUGCGGCAAGACCUUCACCCACUCCUCCAACCUCCAGCUCCACCAGCGCACCCACUCCAGCGCCCGGCCCUACCAGUGCCCCGUCUGCUCCAAGGCCUUCGUCAUGGCCUCCUACCUGCAGCGUCACCUCCGCACCCACGCCGCCGGCCCCAAGGCCCCCGCCGCCCCCAAGGUGCCGCCCGCGCCCGACGGGGCCCCGGCGCAGCCCGCCGCGCUCAGCCUGGAGGUGGGCAGCCCGCCCGCCGCCCCCGCCGCCCAGACCUUCCUGCUGGUGCAGACGGCGCAGGGCUUGCAGCUCAUACCCAGCGUGGCCCAGCCGCCGCAGAAGCUCAUCCUCCUCCCCGCGCCGCAGCCCAAAGCCGCCGGCCCUGGCUUCGCCCUGCUGCCCGCGCCGCCCGGCAAAGCCGCCCCGCGCCGGCAGGAGAAGGGCCCCAAAGCGGUGGCACCCGCCACCCCGCCGGCGGCCGGGCAGAGCAUCCUGCUGGUGCCCAGCGCGGGGCAGGCCCUGCCCGGCGUGCAGAUCCAGGCGCUGGCGGGCGCGCGCCGGGCGCCGGGCCUCGCGCCCGGGGCCAGCGUCAUCGUGCUGCAGAACGUCCCCGAGCAGCCCCCGGCGGAGGUGGGUGCUCUGCGGGUGCAGGCUCUGCCGCCGGCGCCGGAGGUGGCCGGCGUCCAGCUCCAAGCCCUCCCGCAGCCCUCCGAGGUGGCCGGCGUCCAGCUCCAAGCCCUGUCGCAGCCCACGGAGGUGACUAGCGUCCAGCUGCAGGCCGCCGAGGUGACAAAUGUCCAGCUGCAGGCCACCGAGGUGACCAAUGUCCAGCUGCAGGCACUGCCGCAGCCCUCUGAGAUGACCAACAUCCAGCUGCAAGCCCUGCCGCAGCCCUCGGAGGUGGCCAGUGUCCAGCUCCAGGCCACCGAGGUGACAAAUGUGCAGCUGCAGGCCACCGAGGUGACCAACGUCCAGCUGCAGGCACUGCCGCAGUCCUCCGAGGUGCCCAACAUCCAGCUGCAAGCCCUGCCGCAGCCCCCGGAGAUCGCAAACGUCCAGCUCCAAGCCCUGCCGCAGCCCUCGGAGGUGACCAGUGUCCAGCUCCAAGCCUUGCCGCAGCCGCCGGAGGUGACCAACGUGCGGCUCCAGCCGCCUGAGGUGACCAACGUCCAGCUCCAGACCCCCGAGGGCACCCGGGUGCAGCUCCAAGCCCUGCCCCAACCCUCGGAGCCCGCGACGGGGCCGAGCCUGCCGGGCGGCCCCGAGCUGCGGGGCGCCGCGGGGCUGCCCGAGGGGCAGGACGUCAUCGUGGUGCAGAGCGGGCAGGGCGAGGAGCUGCUGGGGCCGGGGCCGGAGGUGGGUGGCCUGGCCGGGGUGCAGGACGUGCACCUGGAGAUGCUGCAGACGGCCGAGGGGCUGCAGAACGUGCUGGUGCUGCGCGGUGCCGACGGCGAGCAGACACGGCUCUGCGUGCAGGAGGUGGAAAACCUGCCGGAGCUGCCGCCGGACGAGGCCCAGGGCGCCCAGAAACUCUUCAUCAUCCGCGGCGAGCCCACCUUGCAGGUGCUGGAGAACGUUCCCGGGGGCCAGCUCUCCGCGCAGGCGCGGGGGACGCCCGCCAGCGCUGGGGCGACUUCGGGGCCCGCCGGUGGCCCCGCCGUGGUGCAGCUGCUGCCCGGCCCCCCGGCCCCGGACCUGCCCGCCAUCCAGAUCGUGCAGACGGUGCCCAGCGUCCAGCUGGUUCACACCUUCUGAGCGGGGUCCGACCCCGGGGCGGGACGCCGGGGUCCCCUCCACAGCCAGCCCCGGGCCCUCGGGUGCGGGAGCCGCAGGGGGCUCAGCACCAGGACUCCUGGGUCCUUUUGGUGCCGGAGUGUGGAAGCCGUUGGAGCUUAGCACCAGGACACCUGAGUCCUUUGGGUGCCGGAGUGUGGAAGCCGUUGGAGCUCAGCACCAGGGCUCCUGGGUCUUUUGGGUGCCGGAGUGUGGGAGCCAUGAUGAGCUCAGCCCCAGGACGCCUGGGCCCCCCUGUGCAGGUGCCCCAAGGGGAACUGAGCACCAGGACUCCUGGGUCCUCCCUCUGGCCUCCAGAGCACCUGGGUUCUCUUGUAAAGGCUGUGUGACCCCAUGGGGGUCUGGGCUCCAGGAUGCCUGGGCCCCCCCCGCACUGGGGUGUGUGUCCUGGGAGGUCCAGGCUCCAGGAUGCCUGGGUCCUCCUGCACUGGCGUGUGUGUCCUGGGAGGUCCUGGCUCCAGGAUGCCUGGGCCCCCUGCACUGAGGUGUGUGCCCUGGGAGGUCCCGGCUCCAGGACGCCUGGGCCCCCCCUGCACUGGGGUGUCUGUCCUGGGAGGUCCUGGCUCCAGGACGCCUGGGCCCCCCCGCACUGGGGUGUGUGUCCUGGGAGGACCGGGCUCCAGGACGCCUGGGCCCCCCCGCACUGGGGUGUGUGUCCUGGGAGGACCGGGCUCCAGGAUGCCUGGGUCCUCCUGCACUGGCGUGUGUGUCCUGGGAGGACCGGGCUCCAGGACGCCUGGGCCCCCCCGCACUGGGGUGUGUGUCCUGGGAGGACCGGGCUCCAGGACGCCUGGGCCCCCCCCGCACUGGGGUGUCUGUCCUGGGAGCUCCUGGCUCCAGGACGCUUGGGCCCCCCCUGCACUGGGGUGUCUGUCCUGGGAGGACCGGGCUCCAGGACACUUGGCCCCCCCCUGCACUGGGGGGUGUGUCCUGGGAGGACCGGGCUCCAGGACGCCUGGGCCCCCCCUGCACUGGGGUGUCUGUCCUGGGAGGACCGGGCUCCAGGACGCCUGGGCCCCCCGCACUGGGGUGUGUGUCCUGGGAGGACCGGGCUCCAGGACGCCUGGGCCCCCCCGCACUGGGGUGUGUGUCCUGGGAGGUCCCGGCUCCAGGACGCCUGGGCCCCCCCGCACUGGGGUGUGUGUCCUGGGAGGACCGGGCUCCAGGACGCCUGGGCCCCCCCGCACUGGGGUGUGUGUCCUGGGAGGACCGGGCUCCAGGACGCCUGGGCCCCCCCGCACUGGGGUGUGUGUCCUGGGAGGACCGGGCUCCAGGACGCCUGGGCCCCCCCGCACUGGGGUGUGUGUCCUGGGAGGACCGGGCUCCAGGACGCCUGGGCCCCCCGCACUGGCGCGGGGACCGCGGCGGGGGGGGGUCCCAGGACCCCCGGCUCCUCCCGGCGCGACUCAAUAAACGCUGCUGUCCCGG